Capsella rubella is the source of this 2320-nucleotide messenger RNA. Its product is annotated as VIN3-like protein 1. Gene Ontology annotation, biological process: vernalization response; epigenetic regulation of gene expression. The transcript has 3 exons. Gene Ontology annotation, molecular function: protein binding. The record is from RefSeq and is a predicted model, not a curated record. Bases 187 to 2007 code for a protein of 606 amino acids. NCBI's taxonomy places the organism in Eukaryota, Viridiplantae, Streptophyta, Magnoliopsida, Brassicales, Brassicaceae.
CCCCAAAUUGAGCCGCCGCGGCUAUGUUUUCUCAGGCGACGCCAGAUUCAUAGAAAAACACCUCCGGUAGAUCGAAUCGCUGAAUCAUGUCCCGAAAUUUCUACACUGAAUCAAAAACGACGACACAAUCAUGGUUUCUCGAUGAAGAAGAGCUACAAAGACUUUGAAUUUUUGUAAACAAGAAGAAUGGAUUCAUCUUCAACGAAAUCGAAGAUCUCGCAAUCACGUAAGACGAACAACAAGUCAAACAAGAAGCACGAAUCAAAUGGGAAACAGCUUAGCAAGAAACAACAGCAACAACAACAGCAACAUGAAGAAGAUGGUGGGUGUUUGAGAUCAUCAUGGAUCUGCAAGAAUGCAUCUUGCAGAGCUAAUGUGCCUAAAGAUGAUUCCUUUUGCAAGAGGUGUUCUUGUUGUGUGUGCCAUAAUUUCGAUGAAAACAAGGAUCCUAGUCUUUGGUUUGUUUGUGAAGCUGAGAAACCUGAUGAUUUUGAGUUCUGUGGCUUGUCGUGUCACAUUGAGUGUGCUUUUAGAGAAAAAAAGGUUGGAGUUACUAGUAAUGCGGAUCUGAUUAAGCUUGAUGGAUGUUUCUGUUGUUACUCUUGUGGCAAAGUUUCUCAAAUUCUUGGAUGUUGGAAGAAGCAGCUUAUGGUAGCUAAGGAAGCAAGACGGCGUGAUGUUCUGUGUUAUAGGAUAGAAUUGAGUUAUAGAAUGCUUGAUGGCACUAGUCGGUUUUGUGAAUUGCAUAAGAUUGUAUGCGAUGCUAAGUCUAAGCUGGAAGUUGAAGUCGGGCCUCUUGAUGAACCUGCUGCUAGAAACGAUAGGGGUAUUGUUAGUAGACUUUCUGUAGCAGGCGAGGUACAAGGGCUCUGCACCUCUGCAAUAACAGAGGCAGAGAAACUGUCAGUCAGUACAGCCAUAGAUUCAAUUCCUGCUGCGUGCAGGUUUCAUUUUGAAGAUAUUGCACAAACACAAGUGACUCUUCGAUUAGUUGAGCUACCUAGUGCUGCAGAAAAUGAUGUUAAGGGUUACAAGUUAUGGUGUUUCAAGAAAGGAGAGAAGCCUAAGGAUGAUUUAUUUAUUGAUUGCAGUAGAACUGAGAUAAGGAUGGUAAUAUCUGACCUUGCGCCUUGCACACAGUACACAUUCCGUGUUGUCUCUUACACAGAAGCUGGUAUAUAUGGCCAUUCCAACGCUACAUGCUUUACAAAGAGCGUUGAGAUAUUGCAAUCAGUGGGUAGUAAGGACAAGAGAAUAGCUGAUUUAGUAGGUAAUGAUCAGCCUUCAGAUAGAGAGGAGAAGAGUAGCAUUUCCUCGAGAUUCCAAAUCGCGCAACUUUCGAAGUAUGUGCAGCUGGCUGAAGCCCAGGAGGAAGGCUUGCUUGAGGCGUUUUACAAUGUAGAUAGUGAGAAAACCCGUGAGCCAGAGGUAGAAUUGCCAUCUCGACGGCCGCAUGAGUUUGAUCUAAAUGUAGUUUCAGUGCCAGACUUGAACGAGGAACUAACUCCUCCACCUGAUUCCUCUGGAGGUGAAGACAAUGGAGUGCCGUUAAAUUCAGUUGCUGAGGCUGAUGGUGAUGAUGAUAACUAUGAUGAUGCUGUGUCCAACGGUCAACGGAAGACGAACAACAACUGCUUGGUAAUAUCAGAUGGGAGUGGUGACGAUCCUGCGUUUGAUUUCCUUAUGACCAGGAAGAGGAAAGCUAUUUCUACCAGUAAUGACUCAGAGAACCAUGAAUGUGAUAGUUCGUCGAUUGAUGACACUCUUGAAAAAUGUGUGAAGGUGAUCAGGUGGCUGGAGCGUGAAGGCCACAUUGAUAAAAUAUUCAGGGUCAGGUUCUUGACAUGGUUCAGCCUGAGCUCAACCGUUCAGGAGCAGUCCGUUGUGAGUACAUUUGUGCAGACUCUAGAGGAUGAUCCAAGCAGCCUUGCUGGCCAGCUUCUUGAUGCAUUCGCUGAUGUUAUCUCAACCAAAAGGCCAAACAAUGGAGUAAUAAUCUCACACUAAUCAGCUUCCCAUUCAACCACAUUCUUUCUUAGUAUGAAUAAUAUGAUUAGACCAUAAUAGUCCACGAUUUCUCUACCGUGGAUUCGGAUUUCUAUCAUCAAUUUGGACCACAGGAUUGACCACAUUGCAAUCUCUUUGGAUUGGGUUUUAGAUUUAGGAUUUGACAUAAAAAAAAAAAAAAGACUUCCUUAUGGCAAGUACUUUUGCCUUUGUUCCUUGUAUCUGUUCAUAUCUAUAAAACUAAAGAGGUCAUGUGAGUUUUCUCUGUUGUGCACUUAGUAAGUCACUAUGACGGUAUGACCUGUUUGUUAUA